AUGCUUAAUUUCAGUCACGGUCAAUUUCUUAGUAUUGUUCCCGAUCUCGUCCUUGAUCUCGUUCUCGAUUUAGUUCCCAAUCUUAUAAUUUAUCUCGGUGUCGGUGUAUAUUACAGUCUUAAACCUGUUCUCGUACUCGCUAUCGCUCUCGAUUUAAUUCUCGAUCUUCUUUUUAAUAUCGGUUUCGUCACGGUUUAUUUCUCAUUUGGUUGGCGCUCUCGAUUUCGUAUAGAACCUAGUUCUCAAUCUCGGUCACAGACUAUUUAUCUGCCUGCACCUGUUCUCGUUCUCGCUAUCACUCUCGAUUUCAUCCUUGAUCUUGUUUUUGAUCUCGGUUUUGGUCUAUAUUUCAGUCUUGUUUCCGAUCUCGUUCUUGAUCAUGCUCUCGAUAUCGUGUCCAAUCUUGUUCUUGAUAUCGUUCACGGUUUAUUUCUCAGUCCUUUUCAAUCUCGGUCUAAAUCUAUGCGUGCUCCUGUUCUCGUUCGUGAUCAUGCUCAACAUUUAGGAUUCAAUCUUGUUCAUAAUCUCUGUCUUUUUCCCUUUCUAGAUAUUAAUCUCGUUCUAGAUUUCAUUCUAAAGUUCAUACUUUAUCUCGAUCUAGGUCUAUAUUUCAAUCUUAGUCCUGUUCUUGUUCUCGCUCUCACUUACGUUUCCGUUCUUGUUCUUGAUCAUGCUCUCGUUUUCGUGUUCAAUCUUGUUCUUAAUCUCGAUCACGGACUAUGUAUCAGUCUUUUUCCCGUUCUCUUUUUUGUCCUUCACUCUCGAUUUAUCCUCGAUCUUCUUUUUGAUCUCGGUCUCGGUCUAAAUCCCAGCUUUCUUGUUCCCGUUCUCGUUCUUGAUCUCGUUCUUAAUUACAUUCUCAAGCUAAUACUUUAUCCGGAACUCGGUCUAUAUUUCAAUCUUGCUCCUCUUGUUCCCGUUCUUGUUCAUGAUCUCGUUCUUGAAUUCAUCCUCAAUCUUCUUUUUAUUCUCGCUUUCGGUGUAUAUCUCAGUAUUUUUUCUGUUCUCGUCCUUGAUCAUGCUCUCGAUUUCUCGUUUAAUCUUGUUCUUAUACUAAGAUUUAAUCUUGUUCUUAAUCUUGAUCACUGUCUAUUUCUCAGUCAUGUUCCAGAUGACGUUCUUGAUUUAGUUCUCUAUUUCAUUCUCAAUCUUAUGCGUAAUCUCGGUCUCGGUCUAUUUCUCUGUCUUAUUCCCUUCAACUUUCCAGAACUUGCCUUCGAUUUAGAUCCCAAUCUUGUUUUUAAUCUCAGUCUCGGUCUAUUUUAUAGUAUAGUUGCCGUUCUCGUUCCAGAUCACACUCUUGAUAUCGUUCCCAAUCUGUUCCUAAUCUCGGUCACGGUCUAUUUUUUCGUAAUGUCGCAAUUCUAG
Molecule: messenger RNA, 1368 nt
Organism: Protopolystoma xenopodis
Lineage: Eukaryota; Metazoa; Platyhelminthes; Monogenea; Polystomatidea; Polystomatidae
Source: the annotation of a GenBank genome assembly